AUGGGGGAAUGGGCUGCCCCUUUUCCUGCAUGGGGGGCGCCGCGCCUCUCAGGGAAGAUCGUUGAAGACAAAGCCUUUUCACUGCAAGAAAGUAUUGGGAGAACGUUUUUGUUAAGCAAAGCUUUACCACAUUACACCUGGCCACGUCUAAGCGGCGCCGGUGGCUGUUUGGGGCGGGGUGGCUCAGCAGGUGCUGGUCCGCCCGCUCCCACUGUGCGCAUUAGCUCCGUUUGGCGGUGUCCAGCCCGAAUCCGCCUGUGCCCUUUCGGCGCCUUCCAGGCGCAUGGUAGCUGCGGCGCUGGUGGCCGCACGUCGGGCAUAAAAAGCAGUGGGGUGCGAUUCCUCAGGGGUGUCGCCCCGUAUCCCCUGGCGUUUCCUAUUUUCGGGCACCCAUUUUCCCCCAUAGAAUCGCCCGCGGCGUGGCAAGGCUGGGAAAGCGGGGGCGGACCAUUCCAAGCACGCCAUGUAUUGUUUUUCCCCCAGCCGCUCUGGCGGUAG
This is a messenger RNA of Trypanosoma grayi, 498 nucleotides long. RefSeq lists its product as hypothetical. Lineage: Eukaryota; Euglenozoa; Kinetoplastea; Trypanosomatida; Trypanosomatidae. The record is from RefSeq and is a predicted model, not a curated record. The coding region runs from base 1 to 498 and encodes 165 amino acids. The transcript has a single exon.